Molecule: messenger RNA, 549 nt
Organism: Chrysochloris asiatica (Cape golden mole)
Lineage: Eukaryota; Metazoa; Chordata; Mammalia; Afrosoricida; Chrysochloridae
Gene: PLLP
Product: plasmolipin
Exons: 4
Coding region: 1-549 (182 amino acids)
Biological process (GO): myelination
Cellular component (GO): membrane
Molecular function (GO): structural constituent of myelin sheath
Source: RefSeq, a predicted model, not a curated record
AUGGCCGAGUUCCCGUCGAAAGUGAGCACGCGGACAAGCAGCCCCGCGCAGGGCGCCGGUCCCUCCGCCUUGUCGCUUCGCCCGGACCUGGGCUUCGUGCGCUCCCCCAUCGGUGCGCUCAUGCUGCUGCAGCUGGUGCUGGGACUGCUGGUGUGGGCCCUAAUUGCUGACACUCCACACUACCUGUACCCAGCCUAUGGCUGGGUGAUGUUCGUUGCUGUCUUUCUCUGGCUGGUGACAAUCAUUGUCUUCACCCUCUACCUGUCUCAGCUGCACAUGAAGUUUGACAUGGUGCCCUGGCCGCUGGUGUUACUGAUCUUUAAUGUUGGUGCUACCACCCUUUAUAUCACGGCCUUCAUCACCUGUUCCGCUUCAGUUGAGCUGACAUCCCUGAAGGGCACCCAGCCGUAUAACCAGCGUGCAGCUGCUUCCUUUUUUUCAUGUUUAGUGAUGAUUGCCUAUGGAGUGAGCGCCUUCUUCAGCUUCCAGGCCUGGCGAGGAGUGGGCAGCAACGCAGCCACCAGUCAGAUCGCUGGCAGCUAUGCCUAA